UCAUGGGAUUGCAAUGGCGUCUGUCUGUACGCAGUGUUGACGUGCUCAGUGUCGUAUUUUCAGAGGGAUUUUCUUUACUUUAUUAAACAUUAUUGUUCUUUGACCACAGCAAUGUGACCAGAUUUAGUGGACGGAGUUCACCGAGCGCUGGAGGGAGCAGUGCUAACCUACGUUGGUGGGUUACUACUGUGGUAACCAAAUAGGCCCUGCAGUCAGACCAAUGGGUUCUUCACACCUCAGUUCUAAAUAGAUAAGGACCUUCACAUUUUGCCCUACUACAGCAAAGGACCAUAUACCCUCUAGGAAGAUGGAGGAUGACGCCUCGCUGCAUCGUCUGGAGGGCAGUGACCCAGGUGCUCAGGUUGGAGGGCUAAUGGUAAAGAAGAAAAGUGCUGCGGUGGAGCAGCACGUAUUCCGAGCCCCGGCACCACGAACAUCUCUCCUCGGCCUGGAUCUGCUGGCUGCUCAGAAACGCAAGGAGCGGGAGGGGAAGGAGCAGCUGAACUCGGACCUUGAUGACCAGAGGUCAAAGAAGUCCAAGGUGUCUUCCUAUAAAGACUGGGAGGAGGGGAAAAGUGACUCUGGGUCCGAUGAUGAUGAUGAGGGGGGUAAAAGCAAGAACGGGAGAAAGGAGAGCCGCAAGUACCGAACGGCUGGCUCAGAAACACCUUCCAACCCUGGAGGGGUUAGUGAGGAGUUCCGGCAGAAACAUCAACAAAGGGAAAAAGACCGUUGGGAACAUGGAGUAUAUGCGUCAUCCAAAGAGGACAAAAGCAGGGACAGAAACAGAGAAAGAAGCAAAAACACAGAGCGGGACCGGGACAGAGAAAGAGACAAAGAACGAAAGAGUGAUCGAGAUGAUCGAGAGCGAAGCCGCAGCCGGGGUUCCAGCAGCAGUCGUUCAGAGCACGGGGACGGCAGUGUUCGGAGCGAGCGCUCUCAGAGGGAUGGCUGGUCAGAGCGCAUCAGCCGCGGGAGCCGCAGGGAUGAGCCUGAGAGUCCUCGCCAUCGGCCCAGAGAUGCUCCAACACCGUCCCGCUCCAGCUGGGACGAAGACGACAGUGGCUAUGCCAGCUCACGACGCUCCCACUGGGAGAGCCCCUCUCCUGCCCCUUCACACCGGGAGUCUGAUCGCUCGGAGCGCAGCUAUCGCUCCUCCCGUGACAGCGAGAGGAGAGACAAGUCAGUGAGGGCUCGUUAUCCAGAGGACACUCCUCUGCCCACACCCUCGUACAAAUACAACGAGUGGGCUAAUGACAGGAAGCAUCUAGGCUCCACUCCUCGUCUCUCUAGAGGGAAAGGUAGAAGGGAAGACGGAGAGGAUGGCAUCACUUUUGACAACGAAGAGGAGAAGGAGCAGUGGGAGGAAGACCAGAGGCAAGCUGACAGAGAUUGGUACAUGAUGGAUGAGGGCUAUGAUGAGUUCCACAACCCCUUGACUUCAAGCUCAGAUGAAUACGUGAAGAAGAGAGAGCAGAUCUUACAGAAGCAGACCCAGAAACGAAUAUCUGCCCAGAAAAGGCAGCUCAAUGAGGAUAAUGAACGUUGGGAGACAAACCGAAUGCUAACCAGCGGUGUGGUGCAGCGGUUGGAAGUGGAUGAGGACUUUGAAGAAGACAAUGCGGCCAGAGUCCACUUGCUCGUCCACAACCUAGUUCCUCCUUUCCUAGAUGGCAGAAUUGUCUUCACCAAGCAGCCUGAGCCAGUCAUUCCGGUGAAAGAUCCCACCUCAGACAUGGCCAUCAUCUCCCGCAAGGGAAGCCAGCUGGUCCGCAAACACAGAGAGCAGAAGGAGCGCAAGAAGGCUCAGCACAAACACUGGGAGCUUGCCGGUACCAAGCUUGGAGACAUUAUGGGCAUUAAGAAAGAGGAAGAUGGUUCUGAAGGCAAACAUGUUGGAGAGGAUGGUGCUGUGGACUACAGGGCAGAGCAGAAGUUUGCUGACCACAUGAAAGAGAAGAGCGAGGCCAGCAGUGAGUUUGCUAAGAAGAAGACUCUGCUGGAACAGAGGCAAUUUCUGCCCAUCUUUGCUGUCCGGCAACAACUACUCAACAUCAUCAGAGACAACAGCAUUGUAAUAGUAGUGGGUGAGACAGGCAGUGGGAAGACCACCCAGCUGACACAGUACCUGCACGAGGACGGCUACACCAGUUACGGCAUGGUGGGUUGCACACAGCCACGCAGAGUGGCAGCUAUGAGUGUGGCCAAGAGGGUCAGCGAGGAGAUGGGCAGCAACUUGGGAGAGGAGGUUGGUUAUGCUAUCCGUUUUGAAGACUGUACCUCAGAGAAGACGAUGAUUAAGUACAUGACUGAUGGGAUCUUGUUGCGAGAGUCUCUGCGCGAGUCAGAUUUGGACCACUACAGUGCCGUCAUCAUGGACGAGGCUCACGAGCGUUCCCUCAACACGGAUGUGCUCUUCGGUCUGCUCCGAGAGGUCGUGUCCAGACGUUCCGAUUUGAAGCUCAUUGUCACGUCUGCCACCAUGGACUCGGACAAAUUUGCGGCGUUCUUCGGAAACGUUCCCAUCUUUCACAUUCCUGGAAGGACAUUCCCUGUGGACAUCUUGUUCAGUAAGACUCCUCAGGAGGACUAUGUGGAGGCUGCAGUGAAGCAGGCUUUGCAGAUCCACCUUAGCGGAAUGGUGGGAGACAUCCUCAUCUUCAUGCCUGGUCAGGAGGACAUCGAGGUAACGUCAGAUCAGAUCGUAGAGCGUUUGGAAGAUCUGGAGAACGCUCCCUCCCUUGCAGUUCUGCCCAUCUAUUCUCAGCUGCCCUCAGACCUGCAGGCCAAGAUCUUCCAGAAGGCCCCGGACGGUGUGAGGAAAUGCAUUGUCGCUACCAACAUCGCAGAGACCUCUCUGACUGUCGAUGGGAUCAUGUUUGUUGUGGAUUCUGGGUAUUGCAAACUUAAGGUGUUCAACCCACGCAUAGGUAUGGAUGCUCUGCAGGUUUACCCCAUCAGCCAGGCCAAUGCCAACCAGCGUGCUGGCAGAGCUGGGAGGACAGGGCCAGGCCAGUGCUACAGGUUAUACACUCAGAGUGCCUUCAAGAACGAAAUGCUGACCACCACCAUUCCAGAGAUUCAGCGCACCAACCUGGCUAACGUGGUGCUGUUGCUGAAGUCUCUGGGGGUGCAGGACUUGCUACUCUUUCACUUCAUGGACCCGCCGCCCGAAGACAACAUGCUCAAUUCCAUGUACCAGCUGUGGAUCCUGGGAGCUCUGGACAACACAGGUGCUCUGACACCCACUGGGCGGCUUAUGGUGGAAUUUCCUCUGGACCCAGCACUGUCCAAGAUGUUGAUUGUGUCCUGUGAUAUGGGCUGCAGUGCCGACAUCCUCAUCGUAGUCUCUAUGCUGUCUGUGCCAACCAUUUUCUACAGGCCCAAGGGCAGAGAAGAGGAGAGUGACCAGGUGAGGGAGAAGUUUGCUGUCCCUGAGAGCGAUCACCUGACCUACCUCAACGUCUACCUGCAGUGGAAGAACAACAACUAUUCCAGCAUCUGGUGUAACGAGCACUUCAUCCACACCAAGGCCAUGCGCAAAGUGCGGGAAGUGCGAGCACAGCUCAAAGACAUCAUGGUGCAGCAGAAAAUGAACCUGACUUCUUGUGGCUCUGACUGGGACGUGAUCAGGAAGUGCAUAUGUGCAGCCUAUUUCCACCAGGCUGCAAAGCUGAAGGGUAUCGGGGAGUAUGUGAACGUACGAACAGGGAUGCCUUGUCACCUUCAUCCCACCAGCUCUCUCUUUGGCAUGGGCUACACCCCUGACUACAUCACCUACCAUGAGCUGGUCAUGACCACCAAGGAGUACAUGCAGUGUGUAACAGCGGUGGACGGCGAAUGGCUGGCGGAGUUGGGCCCGAUGUUCUACAGCAUCAAACACGCCGGGAAGAGCAGACAGGAGAACCGCCGGAGAGCCAAGGAGGAAAUCUCCAACAUGGAGGAGGAGAUGUCGCUGGCCGAACAGCAGCUGCGUGCGCGGAAAGAGGAGCAGGAGAGGAAAAACAACAUUGGCAGUGCGAGGUCAAUAAAGAUCUGCACUCCGGGCAGAAGGGAAGAUGUGCCCAUGACUCCAAAGCGGACUCCUGCACGUUUUGGCCUUUAG
Colossoma macropomum (tambaqui) is the source of this 4105-nucleotide messenger RNA. It is a transcript of the gene dhx38, whose product is annotated as DEAH (Asp-Glu-Ala-His) box polypeptide 38. Gene Ontology annotation, cellular component: intracellular anatomical structure; spliceosomal complex. Gene Ontology annotation, molecular function: ATP binding; RNA binding. Gene Ontology annotation, biological process: mRNA splicing, via spliceosome. NCBI's taxonomy places the organism in Eukaryota, Metazoa, Chordata, Actinopteri, Characiformes, Serrasalmidae. The record is from RefSeq and is a predicted model, not a curated record.